CCUCCUUCACUCCUCCCAUCACAUGUCUGUCUUUAUCUCACAGACACAAACACAAACAGAUCAUUCAAACUUUUAUUUUUUAAACAUGUUUCCCGCCUGAAACGCUGCGUCACUUUCCCGUUAACCCGUCCGGUCCGACCCGUCGUCCUGCCGGUUGAGCUUCACGGUUAAUAAUUGAUUUAUUUAUAAAUGUAUAAUCGGUUCAAAGGACACGUUCAGUCAAAGUGCCGCCCUGUUCACUUUAACUGAUUUCAGUCCGACUGUUUCAGCCCGAACCGGAGCACCGACCGAGACCGAGACCGAGACCGAGCCACCGACCGAGCCCGAGCCCGGAGAUGAACGCCAGCAGCGGAGCCCGCGGCGGGAAGAGCUUCCUGUUCACCUCCGAGUCCGUCGGAGAAGGACACGCCGAUAAAAUGUGUGAUCAGAUCAGUGAUGCUGUGCUCGAUGCGUAUCUGAGUCAAGACCCCGACUCUAAAGUGGCUUGUGAGUGUGUGACGAAGACCGGCAUGGUGUUACUGGUCGGAGAAGUGACCUCUAAGGCCAAAGUGGAUCUGCAGUCGGUGGUCCGAGACACCGUCAAGGCGAUCGGCUACGAUAGGUCUUCCAAAGGUUUCGACUAUAAGACCUGCAACGUGCUGUUAGCGCUGGAGCCGCAGUGCUUGGAGAUAUCGGACUGCGUGUUCGAAGGCCGGGAUCAGGAGGACAUCGGAGCCGGAGACCAGGGUUUGAUGUUCGGCUACGCCACGGACGAGACGGAGGAGUGUAUGCCGUUAACCAUCCUGCUGGCUCACAAAAUCAACUACAGGAUGAAAGAGCUGUCACGCAACGGAGAGUGUCCGUGGAUACUACCGGACUCCAAAUCACAAGUCACAGUGGAGUAUCGAGACAACAUGGGAGCCAUGGAGCCCCUUCGUGUCCACACUGUGGUCAUCUCAGUCCAACACACUCCUGAAAUCACCCUGCAGGAGAUCAGACACAAUCUGAUGGAGAAGGUGGUGAAGGUCAUCAUUCCCGCCAAGUACUUAGACGACAGGACCAUCUACCAUUUACUGCCGAGCGGGAAGUUCCUCCUCGGAGGCCCACAGAGCGACGCCGGACUCACGGGACGUAAAAUCAUCGUGGACACGUACGGAGGAUGGGGUGGACAUGGCGGUGGAGCUUUCUCCGGGAAAGAUUCCUCCAAAGUGGAUCGGUCCGGAGCGUACGCCGCUCGCUGGGUCGCCAAGUCUCUGGUGAAAGCCGGACUGUGCAGGAGAGCGCUCGUACAGAUCUCUUACGCCAUCGGCGUCAGCCAUCCUCUCUCCAUCUCAGUGUUUCACUACGGCACGUCGAGCAGGGACGAAGACGAGCUGCUGCGGAUCGUACAGAAGAACUUUGACCUCCGACCCGGGGUCAUCGUGAAAGAGCUCGGCUUGAAGAGGCCGAUUUACCAGGCCACCGCCUGCUACGGUCACUUCGGCAGAGACGAGUUCCCCUGGGAGAAACCGAAGCCUCUGGUGAUCUGAGCCUGGAGGUCCGACACAUUCCUGUCAUGAAACAAAGAAGAAGAAGAAUACCUGUUGAAGGCAGAAAGCGUACCUGUUAGAUUUUUUAUUUUGAUUUAUAACUCCAGCUGAGGUUCUCCUGUGUUUAAAAGAUGUUUUUUUAAUUAUGCAAUCAAUGUGAGAAACUGUCAAACGUAUAAAGAUCAUGGACUUUGGUAAUAUGUAAUAAAUCAUGGUGAU
This is a messenger RNA of Larimichthys crocea (large yellow croaker), 1727 nucleotides long. RefSeq names its product methionine adenosyltransferase II, alpha-like (gene mat2al). Gene Ontology annotation, molecular function: ATP binding; methionine adenosyltransferase activity. Bases 336 to 1508 code for a protein of 390 amino acids. Gene Ontology annotation, biological process: S-adenosylmethionine biosynthetic process. NCBI's taxonomy places the organism in Eukaryota, Metazoa, Chordata, Actinopteri, Sciaenidae. The transcript is spliced from 9 exons. The record is from RefSeq and is a predicted model, not a curated record.